GAUGAGGCGGCGCUGCCGGGCGCCUGGCCGGGCCGGACCGGGCCGGGGUUUGGCCGGGGGCGGAGGCGCUGCCGGGGUUUGGCUGGAGCUGGGAGCGCGCGGGCGGGACCGGGCUGGCAGGAGCAGCCGGCGCCCCGCGUUGCCAUGGUUACGGCUGGGGGCCGACAUGGCGGAGGAGAAGGAGGGAGCCGCAGCGGAAGCCAUAAUAGCAGACAUUCAGAAAAAGAUUACAGAUGCUUUUGAAGUGUUCGACCAUGAAUGCAAUAAAACUGCGGAUGUCAGAGAGAUUGGUACAAUCAUCAGGUCAUUAGGAUGCUGCCCAAGUGAGAGCGAAUUACAUGAUAUGCUUGCAGAGGUAGAAGAAGAAGAACCUACUGGGUAUAUUCGUUUGGAAAAAUUUCUUCCAAUGAUGACAAAAGUAUUAAUGGAAAGAAGAUACCGGCCUAUUCCAGAAGAUGUACUUUUACGUGCCUUUGAGGUUUUAGAUGCGAAUAAAUGCGGACAUCUUACCAAAGAGGAGUUAGUCAAAUAUAUGACUGAAGAAGGUGAACCUUUUACACAGGAAGAAAUGGAGGAGAUGCUGUCUGCUGCUGUAGAUCCUGAAACAAAUACUGUUCGUUACAGAGAUUAUAUUACAAUGAUGGUAGUAGAUGAAAAUUAGGGUUAUUCUGUAGAACUAAUGAACCACUUAGUUACACCAGCGUAAAUUUGGAGUUAGUCUGGAUAUACAGUGGCAUCACAGAAAUCAGAAUCUGACACAGUGUUUGUAAUGCCAAUAAAAUCUUCGUGAAAGCAUUUCCUUGGAUUUUGUAUCUUUGAACACAAGAAACAUUUAAGAUGUCUGAAAAAGGGUUAUUGAAAGAAGUAUUGUAUAGGAGAUGGGAAAGAGGAGAGAUGGAAAGCAUGGAAUUCAGAUGUAUAAGUGAGACACAAAAGAGGACAAAUAAGAAACAAGAAAUGAUUUUAGAAUUACAUUUGAAAAAGUGAGGGGGGAAAUGGGACUGUUGC
Mauremys mutica (yellowpond turtle) is the source of this 1008-nucleotide messenger RNA. RefSeq names its product EF-hand calcium binding domain 2 (gene EFCAB2). Bases 2 to 661 code for a protein of 219 amino acids. Gene Ontology annotation, molecular function: calcium ion binding. The record is from RefSeq and is a predicted model, not a curated record. Lineage: Eukaryota; Metazoa; Chordata; Testudines; Geoemydidae. The transcript has 7 exons.